Messenger RNA from Aspergillus pseudotamarii, 1347 nucleotides. Its product is annotated as histidine phosphatase family protein. NCBI's taxonomy places the organism in Eukaryota, Fungi, Ascomycota, Eurotiomycetes, Eurotiales, Aspergillaceae. The record is from RefSeq and is a predicted model, not a curated record. Gene Ontology annotation, molecular function: phosphatase activity. The transcript has 3 exons. Gene Ontology annotation, cellular component: cytoplasm. The coding region runs from base 217 to 1293 and encodes 358 amino acids.
AAUUGUUUACCAAUUGGCAGGUCGAUCGAUAUUAAGUGGAUGCGUCUGGAGACCUUUAGCUCCCACGUGCCGGCCUGGUAGGCAACAAAUCGCGAUUACACAAUCUCAUGAUGAUGCCAGCCACGCCGGCACCUGACGAAACCAAUCCUAUAUAAUGGAGGCGGCCGAUCUUGUACUUUUGAGCCUACGACCUCCGUCAGUAUUGUGCCUUUUAUCAUGAAGAUCUCCGGUUUUACUUCAGUAGCGCUGGGCCUGGCUGCCUUCGCGGAAGCCUCGUAUGUCAACUAUACUACAGUAACUGGGUAUUUCUUGCAGGAUGAAGCGACAACCGAUCCAUCCACCUUUGACUUCACUACCACCAACUUCGGACUGAUCAAUCGCACGUACCCAACCGACAAAGGACAUAGCAACAAGAACAACCACCGUACCCAAUGGGAGCGGUUCUACCAUCAAGUAGUCGAACUGAAUCGCGUGUCGCCUCCUAAUGUGGAUUACAAGGUCCUAUUCCUGGGCCGCCACGGCGAAGGUUGGCACAACGCAGCCGAAGACUACUACGGCACGCCUGCCUGGAACUGCUACUGGUCCCUCCUGGACGGAAAUGGUACUGCCACCUGGCGUGAUGCCGAGCUCACAGACGCCGGCAUCGAGCAGGCCCAAGUCGCCCACGAUUUCUGGCAAAAAGAGCUAGACACGCAACACAUCCACCCCCCGGACAGCUACUUCGUCAGCCCCCUAACCCGCACCCUUCGCACAGCGAACAUCACCUUCUCCGGCCUCCGUCUCCCGCACGGAAGCACCCCCUUCCGCCCUCUGAUCAAAGAGUAUCUUCGUGAAGGAAUCAGCAUCCACACAUGCGAUCAACGUCGCAACCGCACCUACAUCCACGACCUAUUCCCCACCUGGCCCAUCGAGCGCGGCUUCUCAGAGACAGAUGAGCUCUGGAACGGCGUAACAGCCGAAACCAGCGCCGCGCAGGACCUCCGCAGUAAAUCUGCCCUGGACUCGAUCUUCCAAGCCAACAACUCCGGCCUCUUCGUCUCGGUUACGAGCCAUUCGGGCGAAAUUAGCUCGAUUCUCCGUGUGGUCAAGCAUCGUACAUUUAAACUCAACACUGGUGCUGUCAUACCUGUUCUCGUGCGGGCUGAGACCGUCCCUGAGACUCCGACUACAACCUCGGUUUCGUGGACUGCUAGUGCACACUGUACCGCGCCGCCUGUUACAUCAGUUGACUCAUGUGUGUGCCCCUCUACGGCGGCUCCCGUGACAACUCCCUUGGUUAUUGUUUCUGUGUAAGAUAAGAUUGUGAUGUCUAUAUACUGCCUAGGAAAUGGCAGUUUGUGUAUCUAU